Stegastes partitus (bicolor damselfish) is the source of this 2018-nucleotide messenger RNA. RefSeq names its product perforin-1-like. Bases 11 to 1642 code for a protein of 543 amino acids. Gene Ontology annotation, molecular function: wide pore channel activity. Lineage: Eukaryota; Metazoa; Chordata; Actinopteri; Pomacentridae. The record is from RefSeq and is a predicted model, not a curated record. Gene Ontology annotation, cellular component: membrane. The transcript has 10 exons. Gene Ontology annotation, biological process: defense response to virus; immunological synapse formation; T cell mediated cytotoxicity.
GCUCAGGUGGAUGCCAGGCGCGGCGCAGCAAGACGUGACGGUCAGACAGCAGGUGGACUGGGUGAGACCACACGUCUGUUUGACUCCAGCCAUGCUCUCCUCUUCUACUCCUCUCUACCUGAGCCUCCUGCUCUUCCUGUCUCACCGCUCUCCUGUCCUGUCCUGUCGGAUCGGGAACUCCAGCCAGUGUGACUCGGCUCCCUUUGUACCGGGUCACAACCUGGUGGGGGAGGGCUUUGAUGUGGUCACCCUGCAGCGGAAAGGAGCCUACGUGGUUGAUGUGAGGACCUACCUGACCCCAGCUGGUACCUGCACUCUCUGCUCCAACCCACUCCAAGAAAACAGGCUGCAGAAACUGCCUGUCUCUGCAGUGGACUGGCGUGCCUUCAGCCGAUGUAGUGCCAACAUCCACAGCAGUGCACACACUUCUGUUAGCUCACUGAUUGACACCUACACAUCACAGGAAACUACUGACUGGAAGGUUGGGCUAAAUUACGAUAAGUUUGUCAACUUGGACGUGGGAGGAACUCACUCCCUAGCGUAUAACUUUGCCUCACAGAGGACCAGAGAGGACCGCUAUGCCUUCAGCACACACAGCGUCACCUGCAGCCACUAUGGUUACCGUGUUUCUACCACACCGCCCCUCAGCUCUGAGUUCAGGAAGGAUUUGACCAGACUGCCAAAUGUCUACAGCUCCUCCACCAGGGCUCAGUACAGUCAGCUCAUACAUACAUACGGCACUCACUACAUCCGCCAGGUCUACCUCGGGGGGCGAGUCAGGCGAGUGACAGCUUCGCGAACCUGUUUGUCGUCACUGAACGGACUCUCCACAAAUGAGGUUCACUCCUGUUUGUCGCUGGGUGUCUCUGUCGGCCUGGGAAAGUUGAAACUAUCCGCUAUGCGAGAGUCUUGCAAAAAGGUCACACAGAACAGGGAUGUCUCCACCGGGUACAGCUCUGGUCUCCACCAACACUACACAGAGGUGUCAGGAGGCUCUGGUUGGUUGGGGGAGUUUUCACUCACCCGUAAUGACUCCCUCGGCUUCAUGACUUGGCUAGACACCCUGAAGGAUCACCCGGAUAUUGUUUCAUACUCCCUUCGGCCAAUGUAUGAGCUGCUGCCCCAUGAGACACAGCGGGCAGGAAUGAAAGCUGCCACGGAGCAGUACUUAGAGGACAACGCUGUGAGGAAGUCCCGCACAGAACCAAACUGUGGGUGGAACAUUCCUAACCUGGCUGCCAACUGCUGUCCUUUACAGGCCUGGAGGGGGUCACUGAGGGUGACCAUCAUCCGCGCCUGGGAUCUGGAAGGAGAUCCAGCUGGCCGGACUGAAGGCUAUGCUAAGAUGUGGUUCGGUUCCAUCUAUCGCAGGACUCACAUGAUCCGGUCAAACUACCCCUGGUGGAACGCUAAUUAUAAUCUGGGCAAGGUGGACACUCACAUAAGUUUGUACGUCGAGGUUUGGGACGAGGACUUGCGGCAUGAUGACCUUCUGGGAAAUUGUGAGAGGCCUGUGAUCCAGGGGACACACAGAUUCACCUGCCCAGCCCGCAGAGGAGGCUUCGAGGUCCAGUACACUCUGACCUGCGACCCUCAUCUGACUGGAGACAAAUGCAACCGUUACAAACUGUCUCCAGUGUGACGAACAAUGCACACUUUUCAUUAAUCAGAUUUGUGAAUCUGCUAACAUGAGAGAGCACGUAAUAGUGAUGAGCUGAUAUGUUUAUUUUCACAUAGCAGGAUUCCAAUAUGGUUUUUGUUUUGUUUUUUUUAACAGAUGGUUCUUAAGUUGUUGUUUUUUGUUCAAAUUUUAAACAGGGAGCUCCCAGCAAGCUGUGAGGACAUAAUCAGCUGUGCCGAAACUGUCAAAUCCAGUAUGUGUGAUUUCUCAUGUUAAUAAAAACUGCAUUUGCUUUGUGUCUUUAAAGGGUUAAGGUUAAAAAGAUUUGAGAAAAGAUUGAAAAGUGAAUGUAUGAGGAUAAGGAAUCGCGUGCCACCGACUUCCUCGUACCAUUUUU